Messenger RNA from Candida tropicalis MYA-3404, 1836 nucleotides. It is a transcript of the gene DAL1, whose product is annotated as allantoinase. The record is from RefSeq and is a predicted model, not a curated record. Gene Ontology annotation, molecular function: allantoinase activity. Gene Ontology annotation, biological process: purine nucleobase catabolic process. Gene Ontology annotation, cellular component: cytoplasm. The coding region runs from base 1 to 1836 and encodes 611 amino acids. The transcript has a single exon. Lineage: Eukaryota; Fungi; Ascomycota; Pichiomycetes; Serinales; Debaryomycetaceae.
AUGUCAAGAGCAUUAUCAUCGACUAGAGUUUUAAUCGAUACAAGCAUUAUCCCAGCUACAAUCAUAUUCUCGUGUGAGACUGGAAAAAUCCUUGAAGUGAUUCCCAAAGUCUUGUCUCCAGGUGAUCCAAUACUUCAAGCGUACAAUGUCUUACCAAUAGACUAUAGAAAUGUUUCACCUGCAGUAAUUAUGCCAGGGUUGGUGGAUGCACAUGUGCACUUAAACGAGCCUGGACGAACCGAAUGGGAAGGGUUUGAAACUGGAACUAAAGCAGCUGCUUCUGGUGGUGUUACUACUGUUAUCGACAUGCCUCUAAAUGCUAUCCCUCCAACCACAACCGUGGGGAAUUUUAACUUGAAAAUUAAUGCUGCCAAGGGUCAAACGUGGGUGGAUGUUGGGUUUUGGGGUGGAUUAAUUCCAAGUAAUAUUUCUGACUUGAAACCAUUGAUUCGAAUGGGUGUUCGUGGAUUUAAAGCAUUUUUGAUUGAAUCAGGAGUAGAUGAGUUUCCAGCUAUUGAAUCUAAGCAUAUUCUUGCUGCAAUGAAAGAAGUCAAGGACGAAAAGACAAUGUUGAUGUUCCACGCGGAAAUGCAACCACCAGAAUCCGCAGCAACAGUAUCUUUCAGUAUUCCUGAAGAUGACGACGAGGAGGAGGAAGAUAUCAAUGAAGAAGACAUUACAAAAUUUAGUAGUUCUGCCGAUACCUUAACAGUAGAUAUUGAGGAUUUCAAUUUGGGAAUGUCUGCUAGUUUCAUAAAUAGAGCACCACCACCAGUUGUCAAAUUAUUAGCCAACGAUCAAGGAGACCACCACGAAGAACAUGAAAAUUGUCGUUUACCACACAAUCAUGCGGGAUCAAUGAACCAUUCAGUUUUAACUGACCAGCAGGCAAGAGCAUUAGCACAUACUCCUAUUUUAGCCGGUGCUGAACCAACGUAUGGGAAACAUGCCAGAAAAGUUAACCACCACCACCAAUCACCUUAUUAUUUUGCAGAAGAAGAUACAAAAGUUAGUACUCCGUUGUUAUUGGCUCAAGAAGAAGACUCCACGUUGAAAAACAUCGACGCCACUUCGUAUGCUUCAUUCUUGGCUUCAAGACCAGAUAACUUUGAAACAACAGCAAUAGCAGAAAUCAUCAAUUGUUCAACUUUAUUACCAUCUGUUCCAUUGCACAUUGUCCACUUGGCGACCCACGAGGCGAUUCCAUUAUUGCGUGCAGCCAAGGCCAGAGGAUUACCGAUUUCUGCAGAGACGUGUUUCCAUUACUUGUCGUUGUGUGCAGAAAGAAUAGGCAACUGUUCAACCCAUUUCAAGUGUUGUCCACCAAUCAGAACAGAUGACAACAGGAAGUUAUUAUGGAGAGCUCUUCGUAAUGAUAUAAUCACUACAGUUGUUUCUGAUCAUUCACCAUGUACUCCUGAUCUCAAGGGUUUGGAAAAGGGUGAUUUUUUUGAAGCAUGGGGAGGUAUUUCAUCUGUUGGUUUUGGAUUACCGAUAUUGUACACCGAAGGUUUAAAAUUACAACCACCAAUUUCAUUAGCCGAAAUAAACAAAUGGUGUUCUCUUAAUACUGCAAAACAAGUGGGAUUGAGCCACUGCAAGGGUCAAAUCAAAGUUGGAUUCGAUGCUGAUUUGUUGGUCUUUGAUACCGAAUCGAGGUACAUUAUUGAAAAUAAAGAGACCUAUUUUAAAAAUAAACUCACUGCAUAUGAUGGGAUGGAAUUCCAAGGUCGAGUCUUAGAAACAAUGGUUAGAGGUCAUCGUGUAUAUGCUUUUGGUAGGGGCCAUUCUAGUAAACCAUUGGGUAAACUCAUAUUGGAACCACGUACGGAAUAG